Messenger RNA from Lytechinus pictus (painted urchin), 4382 nucleotides. RefSeq names its product DNA-3-methyladenine glycosylase-like. Gene Ontology annotation, molecular function: DNA binding; alkylbase DNA N-glycosylase activity. The record is from RefSeq and is a predicted model, not a curated record. NCBI's taxonomy places the organism in Eukaryota, Metazoa, Echinodermata, Echinoidea, Temnopleuroida, Toxopneustidae. The coding region runs from base 246 to 1097 and encodes 283 amino acids. The transcript has 5 exons. Gene Ontology annotation, biological process: base-excision repair.
GUGGUGUGUUUGGAAUUUAGGCCGAAGAGGAAGGUUAAUAAAAGUGAGAAAUCUACGUUAGUUAUUCAGCGCUUACUUAAGACAGUUAAUGUGGAUGUGGCGGUAGAGACUCACUCACACAUGCAUGCGAGGACCCUAGGAAUCUCCAAAUAGUGGAGGGAUCAGCUAAGAGAGAGAGAGGAAUAUUGUGAACACAAUUAACAGCAAUCUUGAAUACAAUCAAAGGAAUACAAAGUUGCAUUAGGAUGGCUACUACACCACAGCAGUCUAAUGAGGUCACCAGAGUAGCACUGAAAAGGAAUGCUCCUGGGAGCAAUGAACUUAAUGACAUACCUGUGAAGAGUCCAUACUUUGAGAACUUGUCACAGUCACUGCCAGAUCCUAAUGCAACAGAGAUUCCAUUGGAUCAAAGCCAAGCUGACAAAAUGCCAUCCCCUAGACUCGUUUCUAGACUAGGUCCUGCGUUCUUCCAGCAGCCCUGUAUCCAUCUAGCCAAGCAGCUAUUAGGCCAGGUCUUAGUGAGGAUGGUCGGGGACCAGCGGUUAAGCGGAAGGAUCGUGGAGACGGAAGCUUAUGUAGGAGCUGAGGAUACAGCUUGCCAUACAUACAAAGGGAAACAGACGGCUUCUAAUAAGAGUAUGUUUCUCGAUCCUGGUCAUGCCUAUGUUUACAUGACCUAUGGGAUGUAUCAUUGUAUCAACAUUACCAGCAAAGGAGAGGGCCAAGCGGUUCUCCUACGAGCUCUCUCCCCUCUUGAAGGCAAGGACACAAUGACAAGCCUAAGACAGAAAGCAAGUAAGAGAUCAGACCGAGAAUUCAAGAAAAAAGAUCUUUGCAAUGGUCCCGGCAAACUGUGCCUCUCAUUAAACAUUGACAGACAAUUAGACGGCACCAAUCUUACUGAGGGAGACUUUUGCAUGUGGAUUGAGAGCGGUGACCAGAUUUUAGAUGGUGAUAUUGUGAGCUGUCCUAGGAUAGGAAUAGACUCAGCCACCAAGGAAUGGGUUGAGAAACCACUCAGAUUCUAUGUGAUUGGUAAUCCUUGUGUAAGCAAGAGGAAUAAAGCAAGAGAGCAGGAAAUCAAGAACGCAAAAUAAUCAUUGGAAUUUAUUGAUCAAUGAAUUUUCAUUAACUGAAAUAAAUAUGCAGUGUUCUCAAAUGUGAUAAGGGUACAGAUAUGUAUUUUGAUAUUCUUAAUGUCAAUAUAUAUAUAUGUAUAUGUUGAUUUUAAAUUUUAACAUAUGAUGCAUGAUACUAGACAGUAUAUCUUAUUUUCAUAUCUGUAAAAUUAUAAACAUUUACCCUGUUCAUAUGCUAGCUAUCGUACAAAAGCCACAAAUAUUGCAGCCUCUUUUUGGAUGUAAACCUUUCAAUGGAAUGUAUGAAAGGAGGCCAUUUAAUUGCUUCCUCCCUUUUCCGGCUAUAUUGUGGACAGGACUUGGGGCAAAUAAUGUCAUAUUUCGAUAUUGGUGCGUAUAAACCUCGGUAAUAUAAGGGCUAUCGUGACUUUUACUUUGUAAAAAAAAAGAAUUCACUUAAUUUUUUUGUACAGUACUCAACCAAAGAAAUGUAAAUGAAAAGAAAUGUAAAUGAUUAUAUUUGUAAAUCUAUAUUUUCUCAGGAUCAUAUGAUACAAAUACUCUCUCGGUUACUUUCCCCCUCUCCUCUCUCUCUUAUUCUCUUUCUCUCUCUCACUCAUUUUACGGGGGGGGGGUCAGAUAAUUGAGUAUUUUCAGUGAUAGUGAUUUCUUAUUGUAUUUAACAGAUCAAACCAAACUACAAUAUCUUUUCUGAUUUGGAAUGUACAUACUAAAGUGCAACUUCAAGUCAUUUCAGCGAAAGACUUAUUACCUUAUCUCAUGACAUUGAAUUAGUGCAUGGGUAUUUUCACAGUGCCCGUUUCUGUUCAUACAGUUGGUUUUUAUUUUUCAGUUUGAAAACUCUACUGAUAUCCAAAAAGACAACAGGACAAUCUCUUUGCAAAAUGUGAAUCCAUUGGUAUGUAACCAAUAUUUAAAGAAAUUUUCAAAAAUCUUUAAAAUACUUUAUUUAGCUCUUUCAAAUCAUAAGUACCGGUACAUUUAAAUUUUGCCUUAGUUGAAUCUGUUGCUCAACAAGAAAUCUCUUUGACUUGAGAGAAAUUUGACUAAGAAGAGGUAUUUCUUUGCCAUAAUCUGGUGAAAAAAAAUUGCUUGGACUUUUGACAAAUAUUUGACUUAGGCAAGCUACAUUUAACUGUAUCCUCUGUUAUCUUUUCCACCUCUUUUUUUUUCUCUUCCCUUCUCUCUCCCUCUCUCUUGUAAAACUACUUUGCUUUACCCAGAUUCAUCACUUUACUAAGUAAGCAAAUGUUUUCACAAUGCUUGUAUUCAUUAUUUCAAUACCUACUUAGUUAUUACCUUGGCAAGCAUGUCUUUCAACCUUAAUAUUGGUCUUUCAAUUGCAAUCAUUGUCAUAAUUUCUUUUUCUGGGAGAAUGUCUAGUUUAUGUUCUUUGUUUCUUGAUAGAGUCAAAUUUAUACUUAUCUUGUCGAUUGCCAUCCUAUACAUCGAUGGCCCUUGCAAAUUAAAAUACAGCCAUUUGUAAUUAGCCUCCUCAGAUUAAUAGUAAUUUGAGCUUGAUUUAUAUAGCAAGACUCUGUGACGGGCCCAGGUCUAUCGAAAAUAAUAUGCAUAUUUGAGAAUGAUACAUGUAUGUGUAUGAUCAUGUUUGGUUCGUAAUUUAUCCAGGUCUUCUGCCAGGGAUAAGGGUAAAUAUCUCUCGAGAUAGAGGCUGUUCUCACGACGUUCCAAACUAGUUUAACGGGUAGUGAGAACGGUCGAAGCGGUCUUGGAAGCGAUCUUCCAAACCAGUUUGGAAAACCACCUCGCGAUGUAGUUUUCAAGAUCGCUUUGCCUCGUUAAACUGGUUUUAGCGUAAGUGAGGACACAACCGUUCUUCGGGAAGCGAUCUUCGCACAUUUUGAGCACGCUACUCCACGCGACAGGUGUAGAAUGCCCAUGCUGCGGUUUCGAAUUUCGCGCAAAACGUGUCACCCCACUGAGAGUGAUUCCAUAGCAACAAGAGCGCUUUACGUGAAGUGAUUUUGAAAACCACUUUCGUGUGAUCAAGUGGGAACGCUAGCAAAGCGAUCUUCCAAACUGGUUUCCUGAAUCGGUUUCCAGUAAACUAGUUUUAGAAAGCGUAAUGAGAACGGUCUCAUAUAGGUAGGGUAAAAAAAUAUUAUUGAAGAAAUAAAAAUUAUACACAGAUGCAACAAAGUACUCAUAAUAAUCAACUCAUCUUGUAACUUCUCUUUAAUGUGAUAAGAAUUUAUGUAAAUAAAACAUUUUCAUUUUUAUAUAAAAGAACAACCUGUGCCCUGAUGUUUUAAGUUAUAAACAGGCAGAUACUUGUAUACAAAUAAUACAUCAUAAUUAUAUUCCAAAUACUGUACAUUAGACUCAGCAUAUACUAAAUAAGUCAAAUAAUUGUCUAAUUCGAAGCAUUAUUUUUCUUGCAACACCCCCCCCCCCCUCGUCAAACAUUUCGUUGGUGGUCAUCCGAACAGUUGUAUCACACACACAAUAGUGCAAACCCAUUUUAGAGAAUAUUGACUUCAAAGUUUACUGUAAUUCCACACUUUGUUCUCCAGCCUUACAACAUUUUCAUUGCAAGAAAAAUACAUGGUUGAAGAGACCAAGACAAUUGCUUGACAUUGUUGGUUUUAAAAAGUCAGAGAAAAUUUUUGAAAAAGAGCAACAUGCUUGUAAUUUUGGUUUGAGCAGUUUAGAUUUUCCUGGUACAAAAACGCAAUAGGAGAUGCAACAACCCUGACAUAAUUUUAAUGUGCCCAACCAAGCAAAAUGUCGCAUCGCUCUAUUACGUGCAAAGUCAAUGCAAUGCCGAUAUGACAGUUUGGCUGACUGCGCAUUUGCAUAUUAAAUGCACAUAAGUGUUGUUUGCUUUGCUAAAGUACACAUUUCCAAUGGGAUUUGCGCAUUUUAUCAAAAAUUUGUAUGGCAUCACCAUGAAAAUCCCCACAUAUUUCAGAAACUAAAAAAAUUGCUGCCUAGAAAUUUAAUUAGCAUAUAUAUUUUUCAUAACUUCAUAAUAGAAAUCAAAUCUGAAUUAUAUUUCUGACCUUUUUGUUUUAUGAUUUUAAGUUUAUAACAGUUUUCCCCCCAAUACACAAUUAUCUGAAUACCAGUACAAUUAUCUAGUGAAAUCUCACUUAUGCAUGACUCAAUUAACUAACUGUUUCUCAUUUAUAUGUGAAUAAUUUUUUAAGUGUAUAUACAAUCUUCAAAUGUAAAUAAUAUUCAAUGUAAACUUUGCACAAUUAGUCUUCGGACUACAGCAUUGUAUUCUGUUUUAUAUCUAAUAAACCGAAUUGAAUUGAA